Lactuca virosa is the source of this 682-nucleotide messenger RNA. The record is from the annotation of a GenBank genome assembly. NCBI's taxonomy places the organism in Eukaryota, Viridiplantae, Streptophyta, Magnoliopsida, Asterales, Asteraceae.
UACCAAAUACAAACUAUCAAACAUUGUGCAUAAGUUGUCGAAGAAGAAGAAGAUCCACACUCUACAAGCUAAAAAGGAAACAACCUCCAAUCUUUUUUACGAUAUCAUUCUAACAGAAGCCCUUCGAAAGAUGGGCACAAUUGGAUUUACAAGUUUCGGGUUUCCAUUAAAAACCAGGAAGCAAAACCUUCCUGUUGUUGCUUCUGCUUCCUCCUCCCCUGAAAGAAUCAAUUCAGAAGAAAAUGGAUGUGAGGUUUUGAGAAGAAGAACAGCAAUCGUAUCUGGAGCUUCAUUGGUGUCUUCAGCAAUAUUAGGAUUCCCUAAAGAGGGAUUAGCCGUCGUCAAGCAAGGACUUUUAGCCGGUAGAAUUCCAGGCCUAUCUGAACCUAAUGAACAAGGUUGGAGGACUUACCGCCGACCAGAUGAGAAGUCCGGCGGCCAUGGAGUUGGCUGGAGUCCGAUCAUUCCGUACGCCUUUUCAGUGCCUGAUGGUUGGGAAGAGACACCAGUAUCGAUAGCUGAUCUUGGAGGAACGGAGAUUGAUCUGAGAUUCAGUAGCCCAAGUGACGGACGCCUGUUCGUCGUCGUUGCACCAGUUCUCAGAUUCGCAGAUUGUGAGUUCACCCUUCAAAAAAUAAACUUUCAUCGUUCUUUCUCCAUAACUAAACAUUCUAUUACGUAA